Caretta caretta (loggerhead turtle) is the source of this 5229-nucleotide messenger RNA. The record is from RefSeq and is a predicted model, not a curated record. NCBI's taxonomy places the organism in Eukaryota, Metazoa, Chordata, Testudines, Cheloniidae.
AGUGCGAGGCCCCAGUUCUGCAAAGCCCCACCGAACGCAGCUCUGCAGCAAGGGCGCCGGAACCGGGGGGCCCAGGGCCCCUUCAGUUCACGCGCCGGAAGAGGGGGGGAGUACCGCGCGGGGGGGGGCGGGGUUCUUUUGGGGGGGGAAGGAGAGAAGAGGCGGCACCAGGGCGGGGUCUCGGUUGCGGCGCCGGUAGCCGCCCCCACACUUUUAGGGAGUUUCCGCCGCUCCUGCUUGGGCGGGGCCUACCCUGGCGAAAGCAAGUUACGCUCACAGAGGCCCAGGAAGCCCUUCCCGCGCCGAGGUGGCGGACUCCCGCCCCUGGAGGUGCAAUCCCGGCUGGGCUGUGGCGAGUGGCCGAUCCCGUUCCUCCGGCAGAGGGGCCGGGCAGGGCGGCUCUGCCCCACGACCUGAACAAGAGUGAAAGCUCGAAAGCUUGUACCUUGCACCAGUAGAAGUUGGUUCAGUAAAAGGCCCCAAGCAAUAGAUCUUUGCUGCACACUGUCCCUGACAACUGGAAACAGGAAGGUUUAGAACUGUGAAGUAUAGUUAUAGAAUCGCUUGGGUGCACAAGUUUACCACCAGAUGGCAGUGCUCGUUUGUUCCAAGUUUCGCAUAACAGUACACCAGCAAUCAUUUGCCACGCACACAAGACUGUUCCAAGCAUCCACAUUUUUCUUUUUCCUCAAAAGAGUUAUCAAACCCUGUGCACUGGAGACUUCUUUAAUACAUGGUGGUCCAAGUCCCAGCUGCUCUUUCAUGCUGUGAACCAAGGAGCAGAGAGAGACGACCACAGAACCUAAACAACCAGGUGUUUGCAAAUUGAUUGCUGAAUUAUUUGCUCCAUUAUCUUCCUGGGUACUGAAGAUGGGUAUCAUUAAAUAUACAGAUAGAAGUAUGGGGAUGGAGGAUAGCAUUACUUUAUACUGCUGAUGGAACUCUUUGAAGAAAAGAAAUAGUCAGUAUAAAUAGAGUAAGAGAGAAGUGGUGGAACUGCAAUUCACUACACUAACUUAUAUGAACCAAUCGUUAUUUAUGCCACGGGGAGGCUGAAAGUCCUGGAAACGUUAUGUAAGAAAUGACAAAGAAUUUGAAAGCCGUUGCCUAGCAAAUUGGAACAUGGAGACGAAGCUAGAUCCUGCUAAGGAUGACCUGCCCCUAAUGGCCAACACACGCCACAUGCUUGUAAAGCAUUAUGUAUUGGACUUAGAUGUGGAUUUUAAAAGCCAAGUUAUUGAAGGCACCAUAGUUCUCUUUUUUGAGCCUGGGAGCCGAUGCAAAAAAGGAGGCAGUGCUGGGGAAGGAGCCUGUCUUUCACAGUCAGAUGAAACAUUCAAAAUUAGGGCAUCUGAACCUUGUCACAGUCCUGUGACAAAUCUAAGUGCCCGCUCAUCUAAAACAGGAUAUAAUGAUUUUUCAGUCUGUGCUAAAGGUGAAAAAGAUACUUCUGAUAAAAAUGGUAACCAUAGCAACGGGGAACAGGCUUCUGGGAUUUCUAGUUCAAAGAACUGCUGUGACAUAGAGACUCAUGGGAGUGAAGAUUUUUUGCUGGUAUUGGACUGCUGUGAUUUAUCUGUGUUAAAGGUCGAGGAGGUAGAUGUUGCUGCUGUGCCAGGUAUUGAAAAAUUUACAAGGUCUGCCAAGCUAACUGAUGCUGAAGAGCUGAGAAAUCUUAGGAAUCAGAUUGUACAUGAACUUGUGACUUUACCUGCGGAUCAUUGGAGGGAACAGCUAUAUUAUUACACCUACUGCAGCCAGGCGCCUGGUUGUGGAGAGCUUCUGUUUUCCACUGGCACUUGGAGCUUGGAGAUAAGGAAAGCAGAGGUUCAAGCACCAAGAGACUUUCCUCAUGCCAUAAGGAUAUGGUACAAAACAAAGCCAGAGGGAAGAUCAGUUACAUGGACCACAGACCAGAGUGGCAGGCCAUGUGUUUAUACAAUGGGGUCUCCAAUAAACAACAGAGCCCUUUUUCCAUGUCAGGAGCCACCGGUUGCCAUGUCAACAUGGCAAACCACAGUCCGAACAGCUUCUUCCUUUGUUGUCUUAAUGAGUGGUGAAAAUUCAGCAGAACCAGCACAACUUCAAGAAGGUCUCUUAAGUUGGUACUAUUAUGUGACCAUGCCAAUGCCAGCAUCCACCUUUACUAUUGCUGUUGGGUGUUGGACAGAAGUUAAACAGGAAUCCCACACAGCUGACGUCCAGAUAAAUAAUGAGUUUUCCUCUCUGUUUUCAAGGGCCGAUCUCAGGUUGAUCAAAGGGAGCUGUGGUCAUGUGGCAUAUCCUUGCCGUUUCCAAAAUCCUGCUGCCAGUUCUCAGCUAGUCAUUCCUCAUCGAGUCUUUGCUCCAUGGUGCCUUAAGGAUCGUUGUGCAGAGAUCCUUCUUGAGCUGAUUCCUCAGUGCCUGUCAGCUGCUCAUGCUAUAUUGGGUACCCACCCCUUUUCCAGGAUUGAUGUGUUGAUAGUCCCUUCCAACUUUUCCAGUCUGGGAAUGGCCAGCCCACACAUCAUCUUCCUGUCACAGAGCGUAUUAACUGGAGGGAGCCAUCUCUGUGGAACACGUCUGUGCCAUGAAAUUGCUCAUGCUUGGUUUGGACUGGCCAUUGGUGCUCGUGAUUGGACUGAAGAAUGGAUAAGUGAAGGGUUUGCUACUUACUUGGAAGAUGUAUUUUGGGCAGUAGCACAACAGCAGCUGCCACAUGACGAAGCAAGAGAGCAGCAGGAGUUGAAAGCUUUGCUGCGCUGGCGACGGCUCAGAGAUGAGGUGCAGAACUCUAAAGAAGAGCUGCAAGUAUUAAGGCCAAACAAAGAGAACACAGGAGAAGUGAGUGAGUCUGGAACAUGCAUAAUCAAACAUGGUCUUAAUGCAGAAAAAAUCUUCAUGCAGGUUCAUUACUUGAAGGGCUAUUUCCUUCUGCAAUCUCUAGCCAAGAAAAUUGGAGAGGCUACAUAUUUUGAAUUUUUAAGAAAGUUUGUGCAGAAGUUUCAUGGACAACUGAUCCUUUCUCAGGAUUUUCUUUACAUGCUGCUGGAGGACAUCCCAGAACAAAAAGGGUACGGACUAUCGGUUGAAAAUAUCAUCGGGGCCUGGCUUGACACUUCUGGAAUACCAAAGCCUUUGCUGGAAGAGUGUCAGUCUUGGGACCAGUGUCGAUUAGUCCAGCAAGUGAAUGAUGAGGUCACAAAAUGGAUUCAAGCAAACCAGAGAGCCAGAAAAAGGACCAAAAGGAAACGAAGGCAGGAUGAAGUGGCUUUCCGAAAGUUGGCAGGUUUGAGUGUUACUUUGAAAAUAUUCCAAUUAGAACAACUUCUCCCGGACCAGCUGGUCUUACUUCUGGAAUCUCUGUUGGAGGAGAAGAUGUUAUGUCUCAGAAUUCUACAAUGCUUAGAGAAAACAUACCACCUUGAUGAGCAGGAUGCAGAGGUUCGACAUCGGUGGUGUGAACUUGUUGUUAAACACAAAUAUACAACAAGAUAUGCUGAGGUUGAGAAAUUCCUCAAGGAAGAUCAGGCUAUGGGUGUUUAUCUGUAUGGAGAAUUAAUGGUGAAUGAAGAUGCAAAACAACAGGAACUUGCCUAUAAAUGCUUUGCUGCAACACAAAAACAAAUGGAUGUGUCCUCAGCCAAAGUGGUGGCAGAGAUGUUAUUCUGAAGAGGAGAGAUCACAGAAAAAUCUUAAUAUAUCUACAACUAAAUCCUGGUAGUAACAGGAUUUCAUUGAACCUGGUAGACAUCAAAGGAAGAAUUGUGUGCCUGCUAAAACAAUCAGCUGACAAACAUUUACCUCUCAGCAUUUAUCUUUUCAAGAGGCUUUUUGCUACCAAGCGUGUAAGUAGAAAGCACCAACUGCUCCUCAAAAAAAAAGACAUUAGUGUGGUUCUGGCUGAUUAGGUAGCACAAGACACUUGAUGACCAUUAUUUAUUGUAUGGUGUUAUGACAAUUCUGUAUUCCAAAUACCAAAACAGCUUAAGUCCACGUACAAAAAGGGGUUGAGAAGAGAACUGUUGAUUUGAAGAAACACUUUGUACACACUUUAGCAAAGGGGCAUUGCUGAAAUUAGACUCGGUUUCACACUAAACACAGCAACCAAUAGCAAACAGCAUGAAAGUUUCUGCCAUACCACUCCCCUUUAAGGGAAAUUAAGUGGAUUUCUUGGAGAGACUUCUACCAUUCCAAGGGAGGUUUAGGUCAAGGGUGAGUGUUGUUUUUAAUGUAUUAUUUGGUAUAGAGAUCCUAAUCUGACAGACUAGAAGAAAUUCAGUUAUUUUAGUCAUGGAGUAGACUGGACUGAAAACAAUUGCCACUAAAAGCAGGAUUGGUUUUCUUUAUGACUAGAUAUACUUCGUGUAAAAAGGGCAUACUUUCCAUUCCUGAAAACUUUCUUUUUUCUCCCCAUGGAAUGCUUCAUUUGUACCGUAGAGGUGUCAAAUGUAACUCCUCUCAAUGCAAAGACUACUGGAGUGAUUCCUGGACACUUCCAAAAUUGAUCUUUUCAUGGAACUGGACCCUUAAGAAGGGGAGAGGGGGGCAAAUAUUUACCUUGUAAAAUGUUUUCCCACAAUUUUUAUAAUAAUAAAUUAUGUGUGGUUUAACUAUUUCCAUUGCUUAGUGGUUAGGCACAUUAAUACAUUUAUAAUGAUAAAAUAAUCUGACUUUUACUCUAAAGGAGAAAUGGAAACUGAGUUAGUUAAUGAGUAUUGAUGGAAAUAAAUGCAACACAGUGGGGGAAUUAAAAAAAAAAAAAAAAAACCCUCUUGCACAAAGCCUAUAAACAGUGCUCUGCUGGUAACUGAUUCAGUAGUGUGCUCAAACACAAUGGAGCAUAGCUACUCUUUUCCCUACAUUCUCUGUACCACACCAAAAUUCAGAAACAGAUUUUUAAUUACCUGGGUUAUAUUCAGUUAGCAAUUCAGACUGCGAUAAGAAUUAGGAAGCUGUCUAAUAGCAUGCUGAGUUACUGCCAUGGCUUCUAAUAUAGUUUUCCCCACAGAGGUAGUGACUAAGGGAUCCUAUUCAUAAAAGAGCUAUGCCCCAGUUCACAGGUUUUUUGCAGAGGCCAGUAAGGGAGAACAAGUACAAAUACUCGUUCUUGGUGCUUUCAUUGUGUAUGGGGAAAGAACUCAGAGUUGAAUAAGGCACUCAAAGGCUAACCAAAAAUUAAACAUGAAUCAAUCACCAGUCCUGGACAGUUUGUAUCCAAUCAUAAUAAAAGUAAAUUACAAACUAAAA